Molecule: messenger RNA, 582 nt
Organism: Sinocyclocheilus anshuiensis
Lineage: Eukaryota; Metazoa; Chordata; Actinopteri; Cypriniformes; Cyprinidae
Product: dnaJ homolog subfamily B member 14-like
Exons: 4
Biological process (GO): cellular response to misfolded protein
Cellular component (GO): endoplasmic reticulum membrane
Molecular function (GO): Hsp70 protein binding
Source: RefSeq, a predicted model, not a curated record
ACUGCACUAUCUGGCCUCUACGGCUCUCAGUGCCACAGACUGCACUAUCUGGCCUCUACGGCUCUCAGUGCCACAGACUGCACUAUCUGGCCUUUACGGCUCUCAGUGCCACAGAAUUCUAAGACCUAUAGGAUAAAGAAGUGUAAGAAUUACUAUGAGGUACUGGGUAUCAGAAAAGAUGCCAACGAUGAGGAACUGAAAAAGGCCUACAGAAAACUCGCUUUGAAAUUCCACCCUGACAAAAACCAUGCGCCAGGAGCAACUGAGGCUUUUAAAAAGAUUGGAAAUGCUUAUGCAGUGCUCAGUAACCCAGACAAGAAGAGGCAGUAUGAUGUCAGUGGAGCAGAGGAUCACAGCAGCCCAAGUUACAACGCUCAUGGAGGAUUUGAUUUCCACAGAGGUUUUGAGUCUGAUAUUACACCUGAAGAACUCUUUAACAUGUUCUUUGGAGGAGGCUUCCCCUCAUGUAAGCCCUUUUGUAUAGAUCAUAAGCAGAUACUCACACAUUGCACAUAUAUAUUUUCUCCACAUAGAUGGAGAAAUCUGCACAACAUUCACUUCUCAACGCAGCAGCAGAGCUGA